This is a messenger RNA of Hypoxylon fragiforme, 408 nucleotides long. RefSeq lists its product as uncharacterized. The transcript has a single exon. NCBI's taxonomy places the organism in Eukaryota, Fungi, Ascomycota, Sordariomycetes, Xylariales, Hypoxylaceae. The record is from RefSeq and is a predicted model, not a curated record. The coding region runs from base 1 to 408 and encodes 135 amino acids.
AUGUGCUGGACCGUCCGCUUCAUCUACGCCUGCGGCUGCGUCGAGCGCACCACGUUCGAGUGCCCGGAGAACAUCAAUUACCGCGGCAGCGCCCUCCGCCGCCGCCGCCGCCGAUGCUCGCGGUACCUCGGCAACCAGGGAACCGGGGCGCUGAAAGAGGUCUCAGACACGUGGCUCAACGAGGACUGCUACGACUGCGCCCUCGCGUACGAGGAUGAGUUCUACGAGGAGACCAUCUACGAGGACUCGUCGGAGAUCUACAGCGACGACACGGCUACGGACUUCUCACCUCCAGGCUCAGCUAUUAAUACGAGUGACAUCACGGCGCUGGGCGAGCGGAGGAGCAGCCGCGAGAAUCAGAGUCGUCGGGUGGAGGUUGAGGUUGGUGGUGAGAUGGAAGGCUUUUAA